This is a messenger RNA of Neoarthrinium moseri, 741 nucleotides long. RefSeq lists its product as uncharacterized. The transcript has a single exon. The record is from RefSeq and is a predicted model, not a curated record. NCBI's taxonomy places the organism in Eukaryota, Fungi, Ascomycota, Sordariomycetes, Amphisphaeriales, Apiosporaceae. The coding region runs from base 1 to 741 and encodes 246 amino acids.
AUGCCUCCAGCUUACACCGAGGCAGACGUCGAACACACAUGCGAACUCGGACGGCCGCCAUCAUACAGAGAAAAUGGUCGUCCAAAAACGGAGAAGGACAGCGGAGAAGCGUGUGCCAUCUCAGGUUACACGGCAUCUGUGAAUUGGGUACGACGAUGGCUCCCGGAGGACACAGACGAGUGUGAUGUCGAAGAUGUUGAACUUUCAGACGAUUGCCCGACAACCUAUGAGGGGGAUCGAGGGUACCCUUUCAGCAAAGGCUAUAUAGUUGAGCUGGAGGAGGAAUUUUAUGAGGCUUGUGAACGUCUCGAAGAAGCAAAAAGAAAGAGACAACCAUUCCGAGUUCUUUAUUGGAAGUCAAGAGGAGAGUACUACCUCUCACAUUUGGAAUUUAUGGGGCUUACGGAUUUCCAGGAUGGACUAAGACCUCUGGCAGACUACGUGGCGAGGAAAAUUGCUGAUGAUGAGCAGUGGCACAAUCUUCAUCUAGGAGAACACCACUUACGAUCGCUCGACGAAGAGGUUGAUGAGGCGAUGGAGGACGUGUCCAUGGUAGAGUCCGAGAUGGCACUUUGCAGAAUUGAGGUGGGGAAGCAGCCUUCACAGACAUGGCGGUUUGAUCAUGGCCAGGGUCUCCAUAUAUGGGUGCCAAAUGAAGGUAAGUCAUAUGGAGCAGACGAGUUUCGUCGCUUGCCUGAACACCAGCGGGUGUUGAUUUACGAGGGUACAAGAUAUAAUUGA